GUAACCCCGCUCACCGGCAGGUCGCCGGCUCCUGCCCCUUUCAGUCUGCGCCGACGCGGCUGCCGGAUCCCGGGGACUCCCCGCGCUGGGAAUCUCCCGCCAGCUGCGCGCUGAGUCCAGGCGACGGCAGGAGCACGUGGAAAGGCCGGGUAGCCACAGCGGCAGCUCCAGCCCAGCCCGGCAGCGACAUGGAAGAUAUACAAACAAAUGCGGAACUGAAAUGCACUCAGGAGCAGUCUGUGCCCGCAGAAAGCCCAGCGGUUUUGAAUGACUACAGUUUAACCAAAUCUCAUGAAAUGGAAAAUGUGGACAGUGGAGAAGGCCCAGCCGAUGAAGAUGAAGACAUAGGAGAUGAUUCAAUGAAAGUGAAAGAUGAAUACAGUGAAAGAGAUGAGAAUGUUUUAAAGUCAGAGCCCAUGGGAAAUGCAGAAGAGCCUGAAAUCCCUUACAGCUAUUCAAGAGAAUAUAAUGAAUAUGAAAACAUUAAGUUGGAGAGACAUGUUGUCUCAUUCGAUAGUAGCAGGCCAACCAGUGGAAAGAUGAACUGCGAUGUGUGUGGAUUAUCCUGCAUCAGCUUCAAUGUCUUAAUGGUUCAUAAGCGAAGCCAUACUGGUGAACGCCCGUUCCAGUGUAAUCAGUGUGGGGCAUCUUUUACUCAGAAAGGUAACCUCCUCCGCCACAUUAAACUGCACACAGGGGAAAAACCUUUUAAGUGUCACCUCUGCAACUAUGCAUGCCAAAGAAGAGAUGCGCUCACGGGGCAUCUUAGGACACAUUCUGUGGAGAAACCCUACAAAUGUGAGUUUUGUGGAAGGAGUUACAAGCAGAGAAGUUCCCUUGAGGAGCACAAGGAGCGCUGCCGUACAUUUCUUCAGAGCACUGACCCAGGGGACACUGCAAGUGCGGAGGCAAGACACAUCAAAGCAGAGAUGGGAAGUGAAAGAGCUCUCGUACUGGACAGAUUAGCAAGCAAUGUGGCAAAACGAAAAAGCUCAAUGCCUCAGAAAUUCAUUGGUGAGAAGCGCCACUGCUUUGAUGUCAACUAUAAUUCAAGUUACAUGUAUGAGAAAGAGAGUGAGCUCAUACAGACCCGCAUGAUGGACCAAGCCAUCAAUAACGCCAUCAGCUAUCUCGGCGCCGAAGCCCUGCGCCCCUUGGUCCAGACACCGCCUGCUCCCACCUCGGAGAUGGUUCCAGUUAUCAGCAGCAUGUAUCCCAUAGCCCUCACCCGGGCUGAGAUGUCAAACGGUGCCCCUCAAGAGCUGGAAAAGAAAAGCAUCCACCUUCCAGAGAAGAGCGUGCCUUCUGAGAGAGGCCUCUCUCCCAACAAUAGUGGCCACGACUCCACGGACACUGACAGCAACCAUGAAGAACGCCAGAAUCACAUCUAUCAGCAAAAUCACAUGGUCCUGCCUCGGGCCCGCAAUGGGAUGCCACUUCUGAAGGAGGUUCCCCGCUCUUACGAACUCCUCAAGCCCCCGCCCAUCUGCCCAAGAGACUCCGUCAAAGUGAUCAACAAGGAAGGGGAGGUGAUGGAUGUGUAUCGGUGUGACCACUGCCGCGUCCUCUUCCUGGACUAUGUGAUGUUCACGAUUCACAUGGGCUGCCACGGCUUCCGUGACCCUUUCGAGUGUAACAUGUGUGGAUAUCGAAGCCAUGAUCGGUAUGAGUUCUCGUCUCACAUAGCCAGAGGAGAACACAGAGCCCUGCUGAAGUGAAUAUCUGGUCUCAGGGAUUGCUCCUAAGUAUUCAGCAUCGUUUCUAAAAACCAAUGACCUCGCCUAACAGAUUGCUCUCAAAACAUACUCAGUUCCAAAUUUCUUUUCAUACCAUUUUUAGCUGUGUUCACAUGGGUAGCCAGAGAAACACUGUCUUACUUCAGAAAUUAUUUGCAGAUCUAGCAUAUUAUUACUUUUGUGAAACCUUUGUUUUCCCAUCAGGGACUUGAAUUUUAUGGAAUUUAAAAGCCAAAAAGGUAUUUGGUCAUUAUCUUCUACAGCAGUGGAAUGAGUGGUCCCAGAGAUGUGCUAUAUGAAACAUUCUUUCUGAGAUAUAUCAACCACAUGUGGAAAAGCCUUUCAGUCAUACAUGCAAAUCCACAAAGAGGAAGAGCUGACCAGCUGACCUUGCUGGGAAGCCUCACCCUUCUGCCCUUCACAGGCUGAAGGGUUAAGAUCUAAUCUCCCUAAUCUAAAUGACAGUCUAAGAGUAAGUAAAAGAACAGCCAUAAAAUAAGUAUCUGUUACGAGUAACUGAAGACUCCAUUCGCCAAGCAUCAGAUCCGUUUCCUAUCACAACAUUUUUUAAAAAUGUCAUCUGAUGGCACUUCUGCUUCUAUCCUUUACCCUCCCAUCUCCAGUGAAAAGCUGAGCUGCUUUGGGCUAAACCAAUUGUCUACAGGAAAAAAUCUAUGCCAGAAGAACUCAUGGUUUUAAAUAUAGACCAUCAUCGAAACUCCAGAAAUUUGUUCACUGUGGAUGACGACAUCGCUUUCCUCUGGUCAAGGUUGGCAGAGCAAGGGUAUAAAGGGGGAAAUUGUUUGGCAGCACCAACAGAAAACAAACAAACAAAAAACAGCUACCUAAAACUUCUUGAAAGAGUUCAUGGAGAAUUGGUGAUACAGACCCAAAGCAAAUUUGCCAAUGAUUUUUUUCCACAAAAAAAGUCCAAAAAGUAUGGCUUAGCCUCCCCCUCCCCCCAGGAGAGGAAUUGGAGAUGGAUGGCAUGUGUGUUUAGAUCGGAGUUGAGCUCCGGAAUGGGGUGAGGAGGGACACCUCUAUUGAGAGGUUCUCCUUGAUCAGGCAGGCUUCGGCCCUUUUUUUCCCAUUUAAACGGAACUGCCGUAUUCCAUGAAAAUUCCUGAAAGUCUGAUCACGGUUCUGCAGAUGUAUAAGUCAUCCUUGUCACUCAUAAUGUGUACAUACUAUCAGGAGGAGUGCUGUUAUCAUUGUAAAAUUAGCACUGGAAUAGGAGGUCACAAAAUGCUUGCUAAUUAGCUAUGUGACUUUGAGUAAAUCGUUUUACUUUUUUUUUUUUUUUUUUUUUUUGAGACAGGAUCUCACUCUGUUGCCCAGGCUGGAGUGCAGUGGUGCAAUCAUGGCUUAGUGCAGCCUCGACCUCCCCAGGCUCAGGUGAUCCUCCCACCUCAGCCUCUUGAGUACUGGGACAACAGGUGCACACCACCAUGUCUGGCUAAAUUUUGUUCUUUUUGUAGAGAGAGGGGUCUCACUAUGUUGCCCAUGCUGGUCUUGAACUCCUGGGCUCAAGCAAUCAGCCCACCUCAGCCUCCUAAAGUGCUGGGAUUACAGGUGUGAGCCACCACACCCAGCCUCAUUUAACUCUUAAAACUCAGUUUCCGGCCAGGCUUGGUGGCUCACACCUGUAAUCCCAACACUUUGGGAGGCCGAGGCAGGUGCAUCAUUUGAGGUCAGGAGUUCGAGACCAGCCUGACCCACAUGGUGAAACCCUGUCUCUACUAAAAAUACAAAAAUUAGCUGGGCAGUAGUGGCACAUGCCUAUAAUCCCAGCUACUCCGGAGGCUGAGGCAGAAAAAUCACUUCAGCCUGGGAGGCAGAGGUUGCGGUGAGUGGAGAUCGCACUACUGCACUCCAGUCUGGGCGACAGAGACCCUGUCUCAAACAAAACAAAACAAAAACAAACAAAAACAAAAAAACCUCAGUUUCCUCAUCCAUAAAAUAGGAAUUAGAUUUAAACGUUCUCUUAGGUCCCUUCUAGCUUUAAUUCGUAUGUGAUUAUGCAGUAACCACAGAUAUUUUUUAAACCUCCUAAUGUAGGGAUAUUAAGCAGAAGAGUAUUUAUAUGAAUACAUGUUUCGCAUUCCUUUGGUAUGAAAAUGGUGUGUUAAGUUUUUCCUUUAACCACUGAGUUGUGAAUGUGAAGAAGGUGGUGGAAAGGAACAAAAAACAGAAAGGUAUUUUGAUCUUGCCACAAAGCGUACACACAAAUUGGCACAUGCAGCUGUUUGCCAAAGCCUUUUUUUUUUUUUCCUUUUUAAGAAAUUAUGUUAGGUAAAAUAAAUUCUGCUUCCAGGGACAACUUCAUGGAGCCUAUUUACAAAUUAAGAGUCAGCUUUAUGAACAUUUCCACCAGGGCCAAGAAUCCCAAAUUCCUGGUAGAUUAGCGCUUUAUUUCUAAAGGGCUUAUGCAUUCGGCUCCAACUCAACUCAUCUAUGUGCUGCCAGUAAUUAAAAUGUUCCACCUCAGACUGCACAAAUGGCUUAUCCUUCUUUGUGGCAUGGCGUCUGUCUCAGGAAAAAAGGUUUUAUGAAAUUCCAUGGCAACAGUCCCAACAUGUUUGAGACUUCAGCUAAAGGAAUGGAUGUAUUUUGGUGUGUAGUCUUCAGUAUAUCACUGUAUUUCCGUAAUACUAGACUCCAAGCUAUGCCAGAUUGCUUACUCCCUUUGUGAAAGAGGAGUUGCUCAUUACGUUCUUGAAAUAUCACACAUCCUGUUGGUUCUUCAAGGGACAAGAGAAAGAGAAUUUGGAAGCAGGGAUUAGUAGAAGAGAAAACGAGGGAAAGGAAGCCUUUCCACCAGAUUAGUGUUCAAGUCUUUGCAGAGGAGACCAACUUUUUUUUGUUUUCUUUUGUUUUGAGACAGAGUCUCGCUCUGUUGCCCAGGCUGGAGUGCAGUGGCGUGAUCUCGGCUCACGGCAACCUCCACCUCCGGGGUUCAAGCAAUUCUCCUGCCUCAGCCUCCCAAGUAGCUAGGAUUACAGGUGCCCACCACCAAGCCCGGCUAAUUUUUGUAUUUUUAGUAGAGAUGGGGUUUCACCAUGUUGGCCAGGCCAGUCUCAAACUCCUGACCUCAGGUUAUCUGCCCGCCUCGGCCUCCCACAGUGCUGGGAUUACAGGCGUGAGCCACCGCGCCCAGCCUGAGACCACCUUUUGCAUCUCAAGAUUGUGAAACCAAGGCCCAUUCCACCAGCCUGGGGACUCUUUUUAUAGAUAUGAUCCUCCUUUUUCCUGUGACUAAUGAAUUUGCUGCAUGAUUUCUAUUCUUCUGAGGUUAGUUUUCUGAGUAAGGUGACCACUCACAAAGGCACUUUCUUUGUGGCAUUCUGAGCCUAGAUUGGAGCCCAUCAAUUCCAGAAAAAAUUUAUGUGUGGAAACUCUGCAUCCUUAAGUCUUGAAGUUGAACCAGAUAUGCAGUGGUUACCAUCACACAGAUAAACGCUGCCUUCUGUACAUACCCCUUAUGCUGUACUAAUUAACCAACCCCUUGCCAAGACUGGGGAGGUGAGGGUGAAGGAGAAUCUUAGCAGAAGAAGGGCAGAGUCAGGACUUGCAUCUGCCACUGCUGGGCACUGAAGCUCUGGAGCAGCUUCAGGUAGUACCUGUACUUUCUCAUGCAGACUCCCUCUGAACAAGAGCCUUGUAGGCCCCUCUCCUUCAUUUCCCACCAGCCUCUUAUCAGGCGGGCCUUCCACCAUACACCCAGGAGGCCACGGUCUGAGGAACAACCAAACCCAUGCAAAGGGCCGGGCGCGGUGGCUCACGCCUGUAAUCCCAGCACUUUGGGAGGCUGGGGCAGGCACAUCACCUGAGGUUGGGAGUUCGAGACCUGCCUGACCAACAUGGAGAAACCCCAUCUCUACUAAAAAUACAAAAUUAGCCGGGCGUGGUGGCGCAUACCUGUAAUCCCAGCUCCUCGGGAGGCUGAGGCAGGAGAAUCGCUUGAACCCGGGAGGCGGAGGUUGCGGUGAGCUGAGAUGGAGCCACUGCACUCCAGCCUGGGCAACAAGAGCAAAACUCUGUCUAAAACAAAAACAAACAAACAAAAAACUCAUGCAAAGUUUCCUUGCAGCCAAGGUGACAGAACUGGGCUGAGGGUGGAAAAGAAACAGAACCAGUGCUCCAGGUGUUUUUUAAUUUUUUAAUUUAUUUUUAUUUUUUGUGUAUAUAUAUAUAUAUAUAUUUUAGAGGACCAGGGUCUCACUAUGUUGCCUAGGCCAGACUCAAACUCCUGUGCUCAAGCAAUCCUCCUGCCUCAGCCUCCCAAGUAGCUGGAAUUACGGGCAUGCACAAACAGUGCCCAGCUCUCCAAAUGUUUUCUGUCACUACCUGAAGUGUUGCAUCGGUACUUCCUAAGGAGAGAAAACUAAAUAGAAGUGUCUCUCCUGUGAGCCCCCACCACUACCACCAGAAAAAAAAAAAAAAAAAAAAAAAGAGAGAAAAUGAACUCAUCAGUCUUUAGUUUCCUCAAGUUAUUCUCCCAAAAAGACAUUCACCUUGGCACAGAUAAGCCAGCUAAUCUUACGCUUUAUGACCCAUUGUGAGCUGUUCUUGACACAGAUUCUGACUUUGUCAGUGACAAAAUUUCUCACCUUUUAAAUGCAGUGCUUAACAUUUUGUUAGGCCCAUACUCAAAAUGGUCCAGAUAUAAAAUGACCUCAGAUUUUGAUCUCCUAGACUCAAACAAUCCUCCCACCUCAGCCUCCCAAGUAGCUGGGACUAUAGGCACACCACCAUGCACAGCUAAUUUUUUUGUAUUUUUCUGCAGAGAUGGCGUUUCGCCAUACUGCCCAGGCUAGUCUCAAAAUCCUGGGCUCAAGCAAUCUGCCCACCUCAGCCUCCCAAAGUGCUGGGACUACAGACAAGAGCCACUGCGCCCAGCCACAACCUCAGAUUUCUUUGGCAAACAGAAAUGUUUAAAAACACAAAAUUUUGCUCAGUUGAAACACUGUGUUACUAUCAAAUCUCACAUCCACAUGAAGUUUUUCUUUUUGGCUUUGUUUCAUGAGGAACAGACAGAACAUAAAGUUUUUCCAGGUAGCAUCUGUAUCACUAUUCUCGUCCUAUUUCCUGCCCCACCCCCACCUCUCCAACCCCUGCUGAAUGUGAGGUUUAGAAUGUUUUAAGGAGAGUCAGGUGCGGUGGCUCACACCUGUAAUCCCAGCACUUUGGGAGGCCAAGGCAGGCGGAUCACCUGAGGUUGGGAGUUCGAGACCAGCCUGACCAACAUGGAGAAAUCCCGUCUCUACUAAAAAUACAAAAUUAGCCAGGCGUGGUGGCACAUGCCUAUAAUCCCAGCUACUUAGGAGGCUGAGGCAGGAGAAUCACUUGAACCCGGGAGGCGGAGGUUGUGGUGAGCCGAGAUCGUGCCAUUGCACUCCAGCCUGGGUGACAGAGCAAGACUCCAUCUCGAAAAAAAAAAACAAAAAUUAGCUGGGUGUGGUGGUGCGCACCUGUAAUCCCAGCUACUCGGGAGGCUGAGGCAGGAGAAUUGCUUGAACCUGGGAGGUGGAGGUUGCAGUGAGCUGAGAUCGCGCCAUUGCACUCCAGCCCGGACAACAGAGUGAGACUCCAUCUCAAAAAAAAAAAAAAAAAAAAAAAAAGAAUGUUUUAAGGAAAAAAAGUAGUACUGUUACAUAUAAUCCUAGGUGAUAAGACCACAAUGGAAAUGUUUCUUUUAAGUCCUCACUUUAAAGCGUACCCCACUGAGAGGAGGUAUAUUGGACUCUAGCAGAGAUUUGGAAACUCUGGGACACUCAAGAUGUGAAAGAGCCUGGCUAUCUGAGGACUCAAAGAGAGCAUCGGGACUUGUGAGCUCAAGAAAAGAAAAGGGAGUGGUGAAACUUUGUCCUAAAAGUUAGCACCAGGAACAGAAGAAAAAAAAGCGAUAUAUAGUGAUACCUCAUCUUUUAGAGAAUUGGAAGCUAUUUUUGUGUUCACACAGAAAGUAUAGUUCAAAAAACCUCUAUAUCCAGAGUUCAGACAAGGAGAAUGAUUUGAGAUAUAAGUGCCGAUGAAGGAGGACAAUUUUGAUCUGAAACCAGCAGCUGGACCUGGGCCACCUCAGGAAGAGGACUCUGUUCUCCAAGGCUGCAUGACUGAAUGGUUCUGAGAAUGAGCCCAGGGUUCGGGACUCCUGACCCUUUAGGACCAUGGACUCAGAAGAGCUUGAAGGAGAGUUGUGGGCUUUAAACUUCUGAGAGCUUGUAAAGUAACACAAGACUGUGCCUCUCCCUUGCCCCAGCUGUAGAUAGUCUUUGCCCCACCAUUGUUAUGAAGAUACACAGGUUUUUGCAGUUUGAAUAAAUUGGAUACAAGUUUCCUCUUUUUUUUUUUCUCUUUUUGAGACAAAGUCUCGCUCUGUUUCCCCAGGCUGAGUACAGUGGCACAAUCAAGGCUCACUUGCAGCCUCAACCUCCUGGGCUCAAGCAACGAGCCAUCCUCCCGUCUUAGCCUCCCAACUAGCUGAGCCUACAGGCGUGGGUCACCACACCCAGCAAAUUUUUGUACUUUUUGUAGAGACAGGGUCUCACCAUGUUGCCCAGGCUAGUCCUGAACUCCUGGGCUCAAGUAAUCUGCCCACCUCAGCCUCCCAAAAUGUUGGGGUUACAGGCGUGAGGCACCGUGGCUGGCCCGAGUUUCUUCUUAAUACUGUAUGACAAUAGUGGGCUGUCUUAUGUGUUGAUAUCGAUUGAGCUAUUUGAAAUAGGAAUGUUAAUGGGUGUAUUAAAUUUUUGUAAGGAUAUAACAAUAUCUACCUUCCAAGGAUGUUGUGAGGUUUUCCAUAAUUUUGUAUAUGAGCUAAUGUUACCUUGAGGGGUGGUGUGCAUUAUGUUGGAUGGUUGUAAAUUUUCAGUGGAAAAUGUACCAUGUCCUAAAUUUAAAGACAUGAAAAAUAUCCCGAGACCAUACUAGAUCAUAAUAGUAAUUCCUUUACAAAUGAAUUAUGGAGAUAACUGAUCUCUAACAGUUUCCUUCAUGUUGUUUUAAUGCACAAGGGCAGAGGAUCUGCUGACCCUUGGAACCAACGUGAGCUAACCACGUGCUAUAGACACUUCAUGGUGUUGCACCCAGGGAAGUCAAAGCGGUUUGCUCCCUCACUGUCUGUGAGUCCUCAACCAUUAGUACCCUACCCCACGCUGCUCCAGAACUUGGGUUUCUUCAAAUGCUUCUCACUGUUCAUCUCUCCACUGACCCCACUCCAGAAAGCCCGGAGAGAGUCCCAAGAUGCCACCCACCUUCCCCAAUCCCUUGCCACAGAUCUGUGAGUCUAUCUCACACUCUGUAAGUGCUGCUUUGCUUCUUCCUCUCUUGAAAAGACUGAGAACACACAUUUUAACAUGUUAGGAAAAUGGGGCAACAUUAAAAAUGACUGAUCCCACCGCCAAUGACUCAUGUAUACUCCAGGCUAGCAGACAAGGCCCUUUUUGGUGGGCCUGCUUCUGUGGGUUCACAGAAACCAAAUUACUGUGGGUUGCAAAGAAUUAGCAGGUCAUUUACAAAGCAGACAUCCCUUCACCCAGCCUGUGGUUUUGCAUGCUCAGGUUCUCAGUCUAUGAGCUUUGGUGCAGGAUCAUUUUGGCUACUGGAAAACCCAUAGCUUAUUUUAAAUUUCUGGUUGCCAAAGCCACCACACGUGUGGUCUGUGGAUGACCAUUGUCUGCAGAAUAACGAGGAAGGAACAGAAUGUGGUUUGGGGCUCAGGGUGGCCUUCCCACUGGGAGGGAAGGCGGGAGGGAGCCCUUGCCCUGGGUUUUGACACAGCCUGUGCUCACAGCCUCUCCUCUCAUCUGCAUUUCUCAGAAAUGCCCUCCCUGCCCAGUGGUGACUUUCCCUCGUCACUCCUAUGGAGUUCUACCCGGAGCCCAGCCAUGUGUGGGACUGUGAAGUUUACUCCUCUGUAAAGAUGGUUUAAAGAAAGUCAGCUUCUGAAAUGUAGCAAUGCUAACCCUUGCUGGAACCCUGUAAGAAAUAGCCCUGCUGAUAGUUUUCUAGGUUUAUCAUGUUUGAUUUUUACACUGAAAAAUAAAAAAAUCCUGGUAUGUUUGAAAUUA
Messenger RNA from Pongo pygmaeus (Bornean orangutan), 9808 nucleotides. It is a transcript of the gene IKZF3, whose product is annotated as IKAROS family zinc finger 3. The record is from RefSeq and is a predicted model, not a curated record. Gene Ontology annotation, cellular component: nucleus. The transcript has 8 exons. NCBI's taxonomy places the organism in Eukaryota, Metazoa, Chordata, Mammalia, Primates, Hominidae. Bases 189 to 1718 code for a protein of 509 amino acids. Gene Ontology annotation, molecular function: DNA-binding transcription factor activity; RNA polymerase II cis-regulatory region sequence-specific DNA binding. Gene Ontology annotation, biological process: regulation of transcription by RNA polymerase II.